UCCAUACAUGCGGAAUACACAGUCCUCUUCCCCCGAAGUAGUGCUAAAGGGGUCACUCCCAUCUCUGUUCGGACUACUCGACAAACGCGAGCGAUUCUACGGAGAUUUCUAUUCCUUUGGACAAAGGAUAAAGAACCAAAGGAAGGGAAAAGUGCGCUGAAUGCUUGUUGAUCAUGCCGCGGAGCCCCAUGUCUAGCGAGGAGGAAAUGGCUCAGAGUUUCUCGGACUCGGUCAGUUCGGAAUCAGACAGCUCCCGAGAUGAGCCUCCAAGGCUGGAUCAACCUACCAGUGCCCGACUGGACAACAGCCUGCGAGACACAAUGCUCAUCUGUGUGGUCAUCCCUGACCUGCAGCAGUCUAAGUCCAUGAGGUUCAGUCCUGAUGCCACAGUAUGGGUUGCUAAGCAGCAGAUCCUGUGUACACUCACACAGAGUCUGAGGGAUGUGCUCAACUACGGGCUCUUCCAGCCAGCGGUGGACGGGAGGGAGAGUGGUUUCCUGGAGGAAGAACGGCCCCUGAGAGACUAUCCGCUAUCCACCAAUAAAGGCGUUCCAACCCUUGAGUUCCGCUACAAAAGCAGAGUGUACCAGCAGCCAAACGUCAACGAAAAGCAAAUUGAAAAACUCCACACACAGCUCCGUAAGCCGGCAGGGUUUGUAAAGGAUGACGUAGGAACAGCUUUGUGUACGUCCUUGUUUCGGAGGAGCAGAUAUUCACCUCAGAUCAUACCGAAUGUCAAGACACCACUAACCCUUGCGGCCCACCUGGACAAUAUGGUGGAGAUUAUAGUUACAUUGAAAAACGGCGGGGCUCAUUUAGAUUUCCGUUCUCGGGAUGGGAUGACUGCCCUGCACAAAGCAGCCAGGGCAAAGAACCAGAUAGCUCUUAAGACUAUGUUGGAUUUGGGAGUGUCUCCAGACUAUAAGGACCGGCAGGGUUUGACUCCACUCUACCACACAGUGACUGUAGGGGGAGACCCGAGCUGCUGCGAGGUCCUUCUGCGAGCCCAUGCCAGCGUGGGAUGCCACGAUGAGAACGGCUGGCACGAGAUCCACCAGGCUUGUCGAUACGGCCACAUUCAGCACCUGGAGCAUCUCUUGUUCUACGGAGCUGACAUGCAUGUGGAAAAUGCAUCUGGGAAUACGGCUCUCCAUAUCUGCGCUCUGUACAAACAGGAAAAGUGUGCCAGGGUUCUUCUGGUCCGAGGAGCCAGCAAAGACGUCAAAAACUACCGAGGACAAACGCCCUUUCAGGUUGCGAUAAUUGCUGGAAAUUUUGAGCUUGCAGAAUUCAUAAAGAAUCACAAAGACGCUGAUAUUGUGCCUUUUUGGGAGGCACCGACAGGCACGGGUCGGAGCAGGCCGCUGCAGCAAACACCGCCACAGCACCAGGGUAGGAGCACUCUUGCUGCCCCACGCGUGCUGCUCCGCUCCAACAGCGACAACAACCUGAACGUUAACAAGCUACCACUGGACCGUUCUCGCUCGCCCUCUCCUACCGCCUCCCCCCUGCGCAGCCUCUCGCCCCGCCACCCCCAGCAGAUGCAGAACAGCCCCAAUGGCACGGUGAAGACCAUGGCCCGGGGGGGACGCUCCGCCCGAAGUCGUUCCCCUUCCCUGGGCCGACUGGGGGAGGGAGACACCCGGAGACAGACCCCUCAGCGCCACAGCAGUCCGCGUGCCAACAGGGAUGCCUACUCCGGCAUGGACACUCCAGGGUCCAAACGCAAGCUUUACAGUGCUGUGCCAGGAAGACACUAUAUGGUGGUCAAGUCUUACCAACCCCAGGGCGAGGGAGAAAUCGCUUUGUAUAAGAACGACAGGGUCAAAGUUCUCAGUAUUGGAGAAGGAGGAUUCUGGGAAGGCAGUGCCCGAGGGAAUGUAGGCUGGUUCCCAGCAGAAUGCGUGGAAGAGAUCCCAAGCAAACCCAACGAGGACAGGCCCUAUGCCCGGGCAGACCGAUCGGAGAGAAGGAAGCUCUUUCGACACUACACUGUGGGAUCUUAUGACAGUUUUGAUGCAUCAAGCGACUGCGUUAUCAACGAAAAGACGGUCGUGCUGCAGAAGAAGGAUAACGAGGGAUUCGGGUUCGUGUUGAGAGGGGCGAAAGGUAGGGAGAAAGACGGACCCCUCGUCGAGUUCACUCCGACCCCGGCGUUCCCUGCUUUGCAGUAUCUGGAGUCUGUGGAUGAGGGAGGGGUGGCAUGGAAAGCUGGCUUGAGGACUGGAGACUUCCUCAUCGAGGUGAACCAGGACAAUGUCGUCAAAGUGGGCCACAAACAAGUGGUCAACAUGAUUCGUCACGGCGGCAACCACUUAAUUAUCAAAGUGGUGACAGUCAGUCGAAAUCUAGACCCUGAUGACACGGCUCGAAAGAAAGCGCCCCUGCCACCACGGAGGGCUCCCUCCACAGCCUUGUCCAUGCGUUCAAAAUCUAUGACCUCAGAGCUAGAAGACCUAGGUAAGCACAGUCAUGGCAAGCAGAAACAUCUCAUCCAGUGUCUGGUGCUUCUUAAUACGUUUUUACAAGAUAAAGGACCGUUCACACAG
This is a messenger RNA of Sinocyclocheilus rhinocerous, 2549 nucleotides long. Its product is annotated as SH3 and multiple ankyrin repeat domains protein 1-like. Gene Ontology annotation, molecular function: synaptic receptor adaptor activity; ionotropic glutamate receptor binding. The record is from RefSeq and is a predicted model, not a curated record. Gene Ontology annotation, cellular component: postsynaptic density; postsynaptic membrane; dendritic spine. Lineage: Eukaryota; Metazoa; Chordata; Actinopteri; Cypriniformes; Cyprinidae. The transcript has 18 exons. The annotation marks the transcript as partial.